Messenger RNA from Sinocyclocheilus rhinocerous, 1357 nucleotides. Its product is annotated as transmembrane protein 179-like. The record is from RefSeq and is a predicted model, not a curated record. The transcript is spliced from 4 exons. Bases 198 to 899 code for a protein of 233 amino acids. Lineage: Eukaryota; Metazoa; Chordata; Actinopteri; Cypriniformes; Cyprinidae.
UAAUUAAAAGUGUUACCCGCUUAGCAUUUGUAUGGAUUAGCCUUCCAUAAAACUACAACUAAUGAAGUGUAGUGGGUUUCUGGUGCUUUUUUUCCUGGAAUAAAUGCCUUGAGCUGUAUUUCUCUGCUCUGCUGCAGAGUCCGACUGCGCAACUGCAGCGAGAGCGAGAGCCGCAGCGACAGUACAGCUCAGACAAAAUGCCUAUGGAUAAUUUAAUAUUCGCGCAAUGCAUCCUUUAUUUUUUAGCCUUCGUUUUUGGCUUUAUAGCUAUAGUACCUCUAUCGGAGAACACGGAGGAUUUUCGCGGGAAAUGUCUGCUUUUCACGCGGGGGAUGUGGCAGAACGAGAACAUCACGGUGUCUAAGCAGCGCUUCAUCAUUGAGGAAUGGGGACCACAGUCCUCCUGCAGCUUCAUCACCGCUGUCGGCAUCGCGUCGCUCAUCCUGUCCGCCGUACAAGCCUGGAGGCUGCUGCUCUUCAUCUGCAAAGGCCACGAUGACUCAAUCUUCAAUGCCUUCCUGAGUCUGCUCAUCAGCACAUUCGUAGUGUUUGUUGUGUUCCUGUCCAGCACAAUAGUCAGUGUGGGUUUCAAUCUAUGGUGUGAUGCUAUCACAGAAGGAGGCAGUAUGCCCAGCAGCUGUGAAGAUCUUCAGGACACUGAUCUUGAACUAGGGUUGGACAACUCUGCUUUUUAUGACCAGUUUGCCAUAGCACAGUUUGGGUUGUGGGCGGCCUGGCUGACUUGGCUCGGUAUCACUGUCAUGGCCUUUCUGAAGGUCUAUCAUAACUACCGUCAAGAGGAUCUGGUCGACAGCUUAAUCCACGAGAAAAUGUUUCUACUCGGACGCUCGUCACGCCGGCGCUCUGAUGUGGUAGAUGAGAAAAGUGGCAUGAUAUGAUCAACUCAACAUUUUCAACGCAUUGAAAUAUACUGUCAAGUAAAAUGUGUUCAUAAGCCUCUAAAUUUGGCUCAACUAGGUGGUGUUUCUCAACUUUAGAUUGACCUCAAUUGAGCUUAACUGAACCAAAUGCUUCUGAAUAACAUUUUAUUUGACAUUCGACAAUGACUGAGAACAGACAUUCACGUGCACUCAAUUGUUCGGACAGAGGUCAUAGAUCAUUUACAUUUUUUGAUGUUGAGCUUGAAACACAAGACCCUGGACAAAAUAAACAGUGAACAUCAAUAACUUAAAGGGAUAGUUCAAGAAAAAUUCAAUUAUUUUUCUACUUCAUGUUGUCGCAAACCCACAAGACUUUCAUUCAUCUUCAAAACACAAAAUGAAGAUAUUUUCAAUGAAACCAGAGAGAUUUCCAUGGAAGCCCAUUUCCACCACAGAAUAAAAAAAAACAUAAAUAA